Molecule: messenger RNA, 2576 nt
Organism: Penaeus vannamei (Pacific white shrimp)
Lineage: Eukaryota; Metazoa; Arthropoda; Malacostraca; Decapoda; Penaeidae
Source: RefSeq, a predicted model, not a curated record
CGGAAUGAUUUCCAGAAAGAAAAAAAAAAAGAAAAUGAAACCGGAAGCGUUCCCUGCGCGAGCUCCCGCGGAGAAGCCCCAUCCCGAAAGAAUCUCAAGUGGUAUGCUACAUCAAGAGGAUACUGAGUCAGCGAGGACGUGACGCCAUGACUAAGGACAAGAUACGAUACGAUGUCCCGAAAGAACGUACGACUGGAUACCAUGCAUUUGUUUAUUAAUUAGAGCUAUGUGGGGCAUUUCUUUAAUCGAAUUCCAAUCGUCGCAAUCAGGAUCAGUCGUUAGUCAGAAAAACACUGAUUGUUUUCUUCCUUCCCUUUGUCUCUUGUAUCGUCCUCUUUUGUGUUGGUAAUUUUUCAAAUGAAAUGAAACCAGCUAUAGCACCAUACAGGAAACGCGCAUUUGUUUGGAGUCUGAGUCACACAGAUCGUCAGUCAGCCACGAGCUUCGGUGUCCUCCAGUUCCCAAAAGACAGACGGCCCGAUAAUGGCACGCGACGCUUUACUCCGAGUUCCUUGAGGGUGGCCAAGUGUUUCGAGUCUUCUGCCGUCGGAAGAGGAAGUAGGAGGAAGGGAAGAGAACUAGGAAGAGGAGCUAAACAUUCGUCUAACUUGGGUGAAUUGGAAGGAAAAGAAGAGAUCUACAAUGGAUGGUCGAUGGAUGAGGGCGGUCGUGGUGGUGUGGCUGACGUGGAUUGCGGUGGCGAGGGUCCAGGCCGUGGAUGAGUACUGCACGCGGACGAGGGAAUCCAUUCGGUGUGUCUACAAGAACACAAGCCAGACUGUGAUGUUGAACGGCACCUUCGAAGCCUCGGGAGCACAUGAUUUAAGGGUCGAAUCCGCCGCAGCUCUCCAGGGAGUCGCCCCCUGCAACCUCCUCCUUCAAGUGUGGUCCUCGAACAACGUGACGCUGGAAGGAGGAGGCGCUGGCGAGGGAGACCAGGCUGCAGAUUAUAAAACCACGACGUCUUCCGAAGGACCAGCGAUAGGCACUGCCGAUUCGCAGAAGGGGAAUCCUCCGACAGAACAUGAAAUAGUGUUUGUGAAUGAUUCUCCAAAGGAACCAAGUGUCAGUGAGAGUGAAGACGUGAACGUUCAGUUAGAAAGAGGGGCUGGAGUGUGUGUAAGGAACGUGUCAGCUCAUCAGUCGAAAUUCAAGUCACUGCGCGGUCGGUUUGACUGUGUAACUCUUCGCCUCAGUGAAGCAGAUGAGGUAGAAGCAUCUUUUACCAAUUUAUUAAUUUGGAGAUCGUCGAUAUCUCAUUUAUCAGCUGUUGUGCAACACAUAUCUGUUGAAGAAACUAGCAUUACUUCACUGUCUGGACUCAGAGUUGAAAAUCAGUGGAAACCAGAGAGCCAGGCAAAUAUCGGGACGGUCACCCAUUCCUUUAAAAGUGCAGACAUUAAAAAGAUCGAGCGUGACGGUUUAAAACUGACUGACGGAGAUUUGCAUAUUUCGAACACCAACAUCGCCGACAUUGACGGUGGCGGAAUCGUGGUGGCGAAUGGGGCGGUUAACGUCGUAAACUCCCACUUCGCUAAGCUGUCCCCGACGUCCCUCGUCCUCAAGGGGAAUUCAACCGUCAUUUUCAGUAAUUCCACUUUAGGGAACCGGGAGAUCAAGUACAUGAAGGUGUCCAGCAGCGGCCAGGACGUCCAUCCCUUGCAGCUCAUGUUCCCUUUAGGAGGCGGACUCAGGUCGAGAAUCGGAAGCGGCGAUGUUUACGCUCAGGAGGAAGAAGACUCUGCUGACUCCUUGUUCCGAGGCUUCACAUGGUACUGGGUUGUGAUCAUGCUCGGCGUCGGGCUCGUGGCGGGCGUGGUGUUGGGGGCGGCCGCAAGAUGCCAAAAGAAGAGAGACCCAAAACAGCAGGCGUCGUCCCUAACCCUGUCGGACCUGAUAUCACGAGAGAGGAUGGAAGAGGGAGACAACUCGCACGAAAACGAAGCUUCCGGACGACCCAGCUUAUACCGCCAGGAUUCGGGCCUGACGUCCUCCUCCUUCGCCUCCUACACGGCCUGCCAGGAUCGCGGGCGCCUAACGAGCCUCAAGCAACCCGACGACCUAGACCAGAUCCUCAACUCUCAGGCGGAACCCAACAUCUACGUGCAGGUCUCGCCUCUGGCCUGCGCCCAGGAGACCGUCAUCUACGAGGAGGCGGAGACCUUCACGUCCCUCAGGGAGGAGAACACCUACAUGACCAUGGGCCCCGGCGCCAAGCAGCAUGCACGAGCCUGAGUCAGAGCAAGAUAAAAGGAGAAAUGGGGGAAUCCUUAGCAUGUCCGUAGCUAUGUUAUCGUUAUCUAAUCGUAUGUAUUAUAGCACUGGAAACCAUGAACAAUAAGAAAGGAAUAGCCUUAGAGUACUUGUUGCGAAUGUUGGUUGUCCCAUUCGCUUUGUUUUGCUGAGCUACUAGAAAUGAGUGAAUGUGUAAAUAGGCAUUUAUAGUUGCAUUCAUUGCGUGUGUAUGAACACAGCACAUGUGUGUAUACCUAACAAAUUGUAAAUAGCUAGGAUUUAUGUAAAUAUUGUAAUAUAAUUUGAUCACAUCUGUUAAAAUAAAAUGGUAUAUAUAUUCA